This is a messenger RNA of Prorocentrum cordatum, 1440 nucleotides long. NCBI's taxonomy places the organism in Eukaryota, Dinophyceae, Prorocentrales, Prorocentraceae. The record is from the annotation of a GenBank genome assembly.
AUGGGUCUUCUGAGCUCUGCACUUCUCCAGCUGUCGCCAGCAGCGUCCCAGGCAAGCGUGCCGCCCCCGCCGGGCCUCGCGGACGCAUCCCAGCGGCGCGGCACCUUCCAGUGGAGCCCCCGCCCUAGCCAGCGCCCUUCCGAAGCCGCGAGCCAUGGCGAGGCGCCAGGUGGCCCCGUUGGAGGGGCCGCGUCGGCAGCCGCGGCAGCCGCGGCGGUGGGGGUGCUGGCGACGCAGCGAUGGCAGAAGAAAGCGCAACGUCGCGGGACGUCGAGGAAUUAUCUCGGCAGCGGCGGCAAGACGGCCGUGCUCACCAGGGAGGGCGACAUCGAUCAGCUCACGCCGCAGGCAGUCAUGGUGCCCAGCAGGGCACCUUUCCUGGACGACAUCCGGACGGGCGUGCCCCUCGUCAUCCCCAUCCUGAGGCCCCCCGCCGCCGAGGAGCGCCCUGCGCCGCCCGGGGCGUCGGAGUGCGUCGUGGUCGACUGCGGGAGCGGCAGCACGCGCGCCGUCUACUUCUCCCAGGGCGCGGGGCCCUCCGGCGUCUCCCGCCGGAAGUCCGAGUGGCGCGGCGAGAAGCUGACCGCGGCCCUGGCGGACGAGGGGCGCACGCGGGAGCUGGCUCGGCUGCUGGCGGACAAGAUCCCGCAGGGGCGCGUGCUCGUCGGCGCGACCGCGGGCGUGCGCCACGGGCUGGAGACCGGCCUGCUGCGCUGGCGGCAGGUGGAGUUCUUCGCGGCGUGCCUCGAGGAGCUCUUCGGCGACCGCGUGCGGUUCACGGUCCUCGACGGCGAGGAGGAGGCGCGAGCCGAGUGGGAGGCCCUGAACCACCUGCUGGGCGAGCGCCGCGGGAGCCCAGGCCACGUGACGGGCAUGCUGUCCGGCGGCGGGAUGUCUUGCCAGCUCGCGGUGCGCGGCCAUGGGUCCACCUCCAGGCCACAGGCGCUGCUGAGCUUCAAGAACUUCGUGCUCACGCCCGGCGGGAUCGUCGAGCGUGCCGACCGCGGCGAGGUGACGGGCGCCGACCUGCGCGAGGAGCUGCCGCGCUACGAGGCCUCCACGCGCGAGGCUCUGCGGGGGCUCCCGGUCCAGCAGGAGGGCGUGGUCGCCCUGGCAGAGUGGGUGGCCUUGUAUGUGGCGGCGGCGCCCACCGAGCGAGACAGGACCAUGUCUCUCGGUUACGAGCGGCUCCUCAGCUACAGCGAGGUGGCCGAGGCGCUGGACGAGCACCUGGAGCAGCUGCUCGGCCGCACGAGUCUCUCGGAGCCCGUGCCCAGGGAGGUGGUCGUCGCGAUGACCUACGGCACGGUGAUCCGAGCCAUUCUGAGGCAGAUCUUCGGCAAGGGGGUCAGCUUCUACGCCCUGGAAGGUGUUAGCUGGGCUACUGGCCAUUACCUCCUAUCCAGCCUGGCAGCCACCCCAUCGGCACCGUCAUGGUAG